Molecule: messenger RNA, 4155 nt
Organism: Malus domestica (apple)
Lineage: Eukaryota; Viridiplantae; Streptophyta; Magnoliopsida; Rosales; Rosaceae
Source: RefSeq, a predicted model, not a curated record
CCUGAUCAAUAAUGGCUGUUGAAGAAAUAAGUGAGGGAUGACGCACGUCUACCCUACCAUUAUUAUUUGUCUAGCCAGCCCAUAUUCUCAUCGCAAAAUUUGGCCAGAAGAAAGGUGAUAUCAUACCGAUCCUCCACUUCUCACUUCAUCUCUCUUGUUUUUCUCUGUUUCCACUGCUACCCGAAACAUGGCUGAGGCACUCAUUUCCGUGCUUCUCGAAAAACUGGCUUCCGUAACUUACGAAUACGUCGGAGAAGAGGUGAAGCUGGUUUUGGAUGCGGAUAAAGAUGUUAAAGAAUUCAAGGCCAAACUCGAAGUGAUUCGUGCUGUGCUUGAGGAAGCGGAGCAAAGGCAAGUGAAUCCGAAGGAGGCCAACGUGAGAAUUUGGCUGGAGGAGCUGAAAGACGUAUCGUACAAGAUGGACAAUGUGCUGGAUGAGUGGAACACUGAAAUACUCAAACAACAAGUUGAGAAGCAAGAAGAGCACGGUGGAAGUACUUGUCUUGUUACUGAGAUGAUAAAGGCGGUAUGUUUCUCUAUUCCCUCCUCUUGCUUUUGUUUCGGCCAAGUCCGUCAGAUAAUUCAUCAUCAUGAAAUUGCUCAUAAGAUCAAAAGUCUGAAUGAAAAUUUAGAUGAGAUUGCUAAGCGCAGAGGAGACUUUCAAUUCAGAGAGAGAAUGAUCAUUGAACAACCUGAGCGACACGAAACUACUUCUUUUGUUGAUGCAUCUGAGAUAUUUGGUAGAGAACAACAAAAGGAGGUUUUGGUUAGCAAGUUGUUGAACGAGAGUAGUCAAAAAGAGAGCGGUCUCCUUGUCAUCCCUAUUCUUGGGAUGGGAGGAAUGGGCAAGACAGCUCUGGCCCAAUUGGCUUUUAACGAUAAGAAAAUUGAAGAUUAUUUUGAUGUCAAAGUAUGGGUUUGUGUUUCGGACCCUUUUGAUGAGAUCAAAACUGCCAAAGCCAUCAUUUCUGGUGCCAAAGGUGACAGCUCAAAUUUAAACACUUUGCAAGAUUUGUUUCAGCGUAUGUCAGAAUUAAUUGAGGGAAAGAAGUUUCUCCUUGUCCUAGACGAUGUGUGGACUGAAGACCAAAGAAAGUGGGAGAAAUUGAAGUUACCAUUAAAACAAAGUGGCGCCAGUGGCAGUAGAAUAUUGGUGACCACUCGAAAAGAGGAGGUUGUUCGUAUGAUUGGAGCUGUCACUCAAAAGAUCGAUUUGGAGAGGUUGAGCGAACCAGAUUGUUUGGCAAUAUUCAACCGCAUGGCAUUUUUUAGUAGAGAUAAGGAUAGUGUGUUGGAAUCCAUUGGUGAAGAAAUAGCAAAAAAGUGCAAGGGUUUGCCUCUUGCUGCAAAGACCAUGGGUAGCCUCAUGCGUUACAAGCAAACGAGGAAAGAAUGGCAGGAAGUUUUGAACAGUAAGAUAUGGGAGCUAGAAGAGGUUGAGCAACAAGUUUUCAAACCACUAUUACUGAGUUAUUUUGAUUUGGCACCUGCGGUCAAACGAUGCCUUUUAUAUUGUGUUAUCUUUCCAAAAGAUUAUUUGAUCUAUAAAGAUUAUUUGAUUGAGUUGUGGAUGUCACAAGAUUAUCUCUAUUCGAAAGGAAACACAGAGAAGGAAAUAAUUGGCCAAAGGUGUUUUGAUAAUUUAGCAAUGCGGUCUUUCUUCCAAGACUUCCAAGAAGGCAGAGAUGGAAAUAUCUGGAGGUGUAAAAUGCAUGAUAUUGUGCACGACUUUCUGCAGUAUCUUACUCAACAUGAAUGCUUUACAAUGGAGGUUAAGGGUGGUAACAAUACAAUAAAGCCCUUGGGUGAUAAGAUCCGCCAUUUGACCUUAAUGCUUGCGCCCGAAGGUCCACUCUCAUGCGUUUCAUUUUCCAGCUGCGAUCUACGUACUCUUGCAAGUUUUGAUUCAAAAUUCACCAUCGUGGACUCAACUUUGAUGUUGCAAUUGAAACAUCUUAGGACAUUGAAUUUGAGUGGUAAUUCUAUUGAAGUGCUUCCAGAAGGGAUAGGUGAAUUGGUGCACCUGAGGUUCAUUGAUUUGUCUAAAAAUAGAGGUUUGAAAAAGCUACCGAAUGGGGUGUGUAAUUUAUACAAUUUGCAGACGUUGCGCCUUGUUGAGUGUGAGAAACUUGAAAGUCUACCUCAGAGCAUGGGAAAGUUGAUUAACUUAAAGCAUCUGUAUGUUUGGGGUUGUCGUAAUCUGAAGUACUUGCCGAAAGGGAUUGGGAGAUUAACAAAUCUAAGAAGACUAGAUGGGUGCCCUGUUGGCGGUGGUAAAGACGACGAUGAAGCGUUCAAAUUGGGAGAUUUGAGAAACUUAGACCAACUUCGUGUUCUCAGCAUAGAAAUUGUUGGGGAUGUGAAAGUUGCUGCGGGUGAGCAUGAGAAAGCGUCACCCCUGGGGAACAAACAACAACUCUCAGAAUUGAGUAUAUCUUUUGAUUGGGAAGACAGGGAGAGAAGAAGUGCAGAAAUACUGAAUUUCUUACGACCGCAUCCAAAUUUGGAAUCUUUAUAUAUUGCAAGGCAUCAUGAAAGCACUGCCCCCAACUGGCUCAUGUCAUUAAACAAUUUGAGAUAUCUUACUCUUUAUGGAUGGGAAGAAUGUGAAGUUUUACCUCCUUUGGGAAAAUUACCGUCCCUCGAAAGACUGGCGAUUUGGAGUAUGAAAGGAGUAAAAAAGGUUGGAGUUGAGUUUCUGGGAAUAGAAAAGGAAACGUCAUCAGCAUCAUCAUGCAUUACUCUAUUCCCAAAAUUGAAAACACUCAAACUAUGGUACAUGGAAGCGUGGGAAGAGUGGAAAGGAGUGGAAGAGUGGAAGGAAGAGGAUUCUCAUAUUACCAUAAUGCCAUGCCUUUCUUCUUUACAGCUUCAGAGCUGCUUUCAGCUAAAAACACUGCCAGACUUCUUGCGGAAAACACCACUUCAGACACUAGACAUCAGAGCGUGUGGUAAUCUUACAAGAGGUUGCCGAAAAGGCAGAGGAAAGGAGUGGCCCAAGAUUUCUCACAUCCCCAACAUAUAUAUUGAUGGUAAACGCAUAGUGGAGGCAGAGGAUGCUGUUGAGUUACCUGAGAGGCCUUCCACUUCAGGCAUAGUGGAAACAGAGGAAGCUGUUUAGUUGCAUGAGAGGCCUUCCACUUGUGUUACAGGUCCCGAGUACAAACAAUGCUGCCUGAAAUAAACCGAAACCAUUACAUUGGAGCUGACUUUGGCUGGGUGCAAAAAUCAUCGAAAAGGUAAUCUCAAAAUUAAUUGGGGUGUUUAGUUUAUGCAUACAUGUAUUAUGAAAUAGUGCUAAUCAAAUACAGCUAAAUUUGCUUCAAUAUCAUCAAAUAUGCAUACACCCGGGGAAGGAAAUAAUUCAAAUAGAAUUGAGAUAACCUUUUGCAUGUUUGAACACGCGAAGAAUAUUAUGAGUUCUAGCAUCCCAAACUCGAACCACGCCAUCUUCUAAUCUAGAAAUCAAAUCAUUUCCAGAAAUGCCAUAUGCUAAGCAAGUAACAACUUUGCUGUUCAAAAGUCUAAAGUAUAAAGUUGUGAGUUAAAUGAGUUUUGCUCAUUCAAAAUAUACUAAAAUGAAUGUUCCUCAGAUUCGGUUCGCCAGAACGCAAGGCCUGUCAUAACUAAAGGUAGAAUGCAGGGUUCUUAAAACGUGCAACAAUCUUGGGCAAUUAUACUUUGAAAAACGAAAAAUACAAAUUUAAAAAUUAGACAAGUGUUAACCGAAGAAAACUCAAAAGGUUGCCUAUAGGAAAAGAGAGAAACCUGUGAUUCAAGAAACAAUCGAUGAUAUGCAAUCCAUUCUUGCUGUUAAGUGGGCUCUCAGCACUAGGUGCACCAAUAUUGUGAUUUGCAAUGGACUUGUAACUCCCAGUAUCGUGAUUUGCAAUGCUCUAGUUUUAUUUUAUUUUUAAUCCCAAAACUAUAUGCAAGAAAGUAACAAUUUAUAGUCACAAAAUUAUUGAAAAUCAUCGAAAAGGAAGAGUGCGGAAACAGGUAAUCUCAAAUUAAUUGGGGUGUUGUGUUUAUGCAUGCAUGUUUCGUUGACCUUUUCAAGUAUAAUGCAAAAAGCUCCAGACUUGUUUGAGGUCUCCGGUACAAGUCAGAACCAAGAAUACAACACAAAAGGUGAUCUUAAUACAACUUCCUAUA